CCGUGCUUGAAAAAUAUUCUAUUUCCCGAUGCUAGUAAAGCGUGCGGGCUCCGCUACAAUUUGACAGCUGUGUAACUCUUUAACUUAGUACCAGUCUAGAGCUGCCACGUGGAUUCCUCUGUGUAGAACUUCGGCGGCCGUGAAACAUGCUUUGUAUACUUCGUAUACUUGGGCCAAUUUAUCACACGAGUAAAGGGCUUUUCGGCUUUUUAACGUUCUACUGGGCCAGAUAAUUAGCUGAAUGGCCUAUGCGCGGAAGUCCAGUACAGAACCAGGCUCAGUGCUGUGAUUCCUGGCUCGUAUCGUAGCCAAGGCCAAGCCCGGUGUAAAAUUACAACUAUGGCUCUCGAACCUUUUUAUCUUACACAAUUAACACAAAAUAACAGUUCAUCUACAAAUCAGCACGAGAAUUUGGGGCAUUUCAGUUCUUCGAAAGCACAGAAUUUUUCAAUCUUCGUUCACUGGCUAUACCACCGGUUGCUGCUACCGCAGCCGGUGAAUCCAUGAUGCUCGACGCUAGGAUUCGCCGCCGUGCUGACUUUGAAAGGCCACGGAGAUGGAUUAUUGACUGGGGAAUUUGCUGUACGAGGCAGACCCAGAGCCAACGAGACGCUGUCGCUCGAAGAACAGUCAACCAACCCAGCAUCUUCCACAUCCACCUGCCUCUGCUGCCUCUGGUUGUUUCUCGACCGUUUGCUUCCGACAUUCGCCGCCGCUGCUGAAGACGACCCGCCGGCUGCAGGAGGUGGUUGUACGGAUAGAGAGGAGGAGGAAGCAGCAGCUUUGUUGACCGAAUCAAGCAACUGAAUCUCUUCCACCAUUGGCUUCCAUACUCUCACUCUCGCAUUAAUGAACCAGUUGGAAACCUGAGGUGAAAAGAACAAAACCUUGAAUUUUUCUCAAGUUUCUGUUUGAUAAAUUGUGGCUAUUCGAUUUCCAGCUUUUACUUGAGAAUCUAUCGGUUAGGGUUAGAAAUCUAACCUGGGUCCUGGAUAGACCAGUCUGUUGAGCCAGGAUCUGCUUCUCUGAAUCGGUAGGAUACCUAUACACUCCGGAAAAAAAACCAUGGUUAAUCCAAAUUCAGCACGUAAACCAUGAAAUCGUUUCACGAAUUCCAUAAUCUUACGGGUGGAGGAAGUGUUCAAAGAGCCAAGACUUGAGCAGAGCAACAGCAUGAUCAGGGAGACCUCUCUGAGAUCGCCAGACCGGCGGCGGCGGAGGAGGCGGAGAUGGUAAUGGAGGGUGAGGAGGAGAUUGAAGGAAGAAAUUGAGGUUGAAUGUUGUGGAAGGUUUAUUAUUAUGAUUCUGGUAUUGGAGGGCUUCUUGGUGCUGAUGUUCAUGUUGAUCAGAGGAGUAACUUCUGCAGCCUGAUGAUGAUGAUCUAGAAAGAAAGCGCAUUUGGUGGAGAAGUGCAUUUUUCAGGGAAGUGAAAUGGCUGGAUACCAAUCUAAUGGCAUAGUAGAUGAAAGGCGCUGCAUUGCCAAGCCCUGGAACUGCUUCGAAUGAGGCCACAGCUGUUUGCAUUUGCUGGCAGUACAGCUUGUAUCUUCUGUAAACCUGAUGUGAAUCAAAACAUGAAUCGAUCAAGGAUUCAAUAUGUUUGUGAUCCAAAUUGUAAUGCAAGAAAUAUAUCAAAUGAGUUUUAAGUUGGAUUAAUCAUGUGCUUUGUUAUCCUAACUAAGCAGGUGCUGUGAUUAUGGGAAUGGUGGGUUGGAGUGGGUCUCAGUCCAACUGACCCAAAAAAAUCAGGCCAGGACUGCAGAGGAACAGUGACUUUGAUAUGAACAGGGAAAGGAAAGAAGAUACAUCUUUUCCCGAGAGAGGGACUGUGGGGUUCCAUGGCAGAGACGGUCAAAUCAGCAGUUCCAUUUUUGGUUUCGAAAUUGGUGUCAGGAUGGCCUCGUCGGCAGGGCCACUCUGGCUUGCAUGGCCAUGGAAGUGGGCAGUUGGAAGGUCGAAAUUAACACCGAACAGCUCGUCGAGGAGAAGCUGGGCGGGCCGGAGAAACCUGGAGCUGUUGAGGACUGAGGCGUAGCCAGUGAAGGGACCAAGAGGGACUGGCUGCUGAUGUUGCUGCUGGGCGAAGGAAAGAGAGAGUGACAAGCCAUUCUCAUGUUGCUGCUGCUGCUGAUGAUGAUGCGAAUUAUAAGCUCCGGAGUUGUGGAUCAGAGAAGGGCUGGUUAUGGGGAAGCUGUUGUGAUGGGUGAACGGUGGUGGGUUGGUUUUGGGUCUGGUCUGAUGUGGGGGAGUGAAGAAGAAGGGAUUUUCUGAUUGGUUCUCUGCCAUGGGAGGUAAAAUGAUGAAUAGAAGGUGGAAGAGAAGUUGUGGGAACGAGUUUGGGACUAUAUAUAUGGAAAUUCCUAUGGUACUAUCAUUCUAUUUCGCGAUUGUGGUGGUGGUGGGUUUUGAUAAAAGAAGUAAUUUGACUUAAUUAGCUCGGAUGAAAAAUGCAUCAUUUCACAAUAUUUGUUCUCUUGUCGGUUUAAUAAAAAUCAGGGUUUAAAAGGUGUAAGGUUGAUAUUCGGUUAUGGCUAGAUGUUCUUUAGUUCAAGUUGUUAAUAACUUAUUUAAUACUCAACAAUAAAU
Linum tenue is the source of this 2586-nucleotide messenger RNA. Lineage: Eukaryota; Viridiplantae; Streptophyta; Magnoliopsida; Malpighiales; Linaceae. The record is from the annotation of a GenBank genome assembly.